Dendrobium catenatum is the source of this 936-nucleotide messenger RNA. RefSeq names its product nuclear cap-binding protein subunit 1-like. The coding region runs from base 140 to 871 and encodes 243 amino acids. NCBI's taxonomy places the organism in Eukaryota, Viridiplantae, Streptophyta, Magnoliopsida, Asparagales, Orchidaceae. Gene Ontology annotation, cellular component: nucleus; nuclear cap binding complex. The record is from RefSeq and is a predicted model, not a curated record. The transcript is spliced from 8 exons. Gene Ontology annotation, biological process: nuclear-transcribed mRNA catabolic process, nonsense-mediated decay; mRNA export from nucleus. Gene Ontology annotation, molecular function: protein binding; mRNA binding; RNA cap binding.
UAACCCUGGUUAAAAAAUAAAGAGCCAUUCCCGAUCGACGGGUACAACCUGUCUUAAAUCGCUGCUUUCUUUCGUCGAUCAUUCUCUUUGCCUCCUACUCGCCAUCCCGCCCUCGAUUGCUCGCUCAUUCGAAAUUUCUAUGCCCGAGCCGAUGAACAGCUGGAGGACGCUGCUUCUCCGCAUCGGUGAUAAAUGCACAGAGUACGGCGGCUCCGUCGACUACAGGGAGCACAUCGAUACAUGUUACAGCGUGCUUUUGCGAGAGUUGGAGCAUUCUAGAGAUGACAUCAUAGAGCUUCUUCUCCAAUGUGCCGAGCAGCUGCCGCAUAAGAUUCCUUUUUAUGGAGUACUGGCUGGUCUAAUAAACCUUGAAAACGAGGAUUUUACUAAAGAAAUAGUGGCUAAUACCCUCACCAAAUUUCAGGAUGCCAUAGAGGAGGGCAGCUGUGACAGAAUUCGUCUAUCAAUGCGGUUCCUUACUUGUCUGAUGUGCAGUAAUGUUAUAUCCCCAAAUUCUAUAAUAGAAAUCUUUGAGACGUUGUUGUCAUCUGCUGCGACCACAGUAGAUGAGGAAUCAGGGAAUCCCUGUUGGCAGGCACGUGCUGACUUUUACAUUUCAUGCAUCUUGUCUUGUCUUCCAUGGGGUGGUGCCGAACUUAAUGAGCAAGUUCCAGACGAAUUCGAGCGAGUCAUGGUUGGUGUACAAUCUUAUUUGAGCAUUCGAAGGCAUUCUCAUGAUAUCCUUUUUUCAGUUUUUGAUACAGGUGGUGACAAUGCUCUUGAUAGAAAGGAUUUUCUAGAGGAUUUAUGGGAUCGUAUUCAGGUUCUUUCCCAUCAUGGUUGGAAAGCUGAUAGUGGUAAUGCUCUUUAGCUCUUUCUUUUGUGAAUGACAUCUGAAUCACUUUAUUUUCUUUUUUACAUACUAUCACACUAUCA